This is a messenger RNA of Knipowitschia caucasica, 1629 nucleotides long. Lineage: Eukaryota; Metazoa; Chordata; Actinopteri; Gobiiformes; Gobiidae. The record is from the annotation of a GenBank genome assembly.
AUGGAUGGGCAAGCACAAUGUGCGCCCGGUCCUGUACGUGUGUUAGCGGUCGUGUCCGGUUCGUGUGGAGAUCCGAUACGUGAGAGUCCUGCCCCUGUGGACCCCCGUGGACCCCGUUGCCCCAGGACUCACUUGGACCCCCGGGACCCUCUGGACUCACCAUUCCUGUGCGUGCUCCCAUAUAGACCCCUGAGGGACCAGGACCCAGGACCUCCCAGCAGCUCCAGCUCAUGGGGCAUCGGGGGUCUGUCUGCAGCCUUCUACCUCAGCCGCAGUGCACAGGUCUCCAAGGUGGUGGUGCUAGAGGGCAGUGCGCGGGUCGGGGGCUGGCUGUGGUCCAACAGGAGACCUGAUGGGGCCGUGUUCGAGCUCGGGCCCCGAGGAGUGAGACCAGUGGGGCCCACAGGACGCAACACCCUCAACAUGGUGGAGGAGCUGGGCCUGGAGAGCGAGGUUCUCCCGGUGAGCCAGGACCAUGUGGCGUCUCAAAAGCGCUUCCUGUUUGUGAGGGGUCAGCUGUGGGAGAUGCCCCGCGGCCUCAGUGGGCUCCUGAGGCCCACCCCGCCCUUCUCCCGAGCGCUGCUGCCGCUGCUGCUGUCGGAGGUGUUCGUGUCCAGAGCAGAGGACCAGGACGAGACCCUUCACUCCUUCGUCAGCCGCAGGUUCAGCUCUGAGUUGGCAGACAUAGCGGUGAGCAGUCUGUGUCGUGGUGUGUUUGCUGGAGACAGUCGGAAGCUCAGUGUUCGAGCCUGUUUCCCAGAUCUGCACCGAGCCGAGAGCCAGCGGGGGUCUGUGGUUCUGGGGAUGCUGCUGGGGACAGUGGGCCGGCCGGACGUGGCCCCGGGGCCCCUGGCUCUCAGGGCCCAGAGGGAGCGCUGGGCUCAGUGGUCUCUGCGCUCAGGGCUGGAGUCUCUGCCUGAGGCCCUUAAGCUGCAGCUGCAGAGCAGAGGUGUGGAGCUGCACACAGGGGCCCAGGUCAGAGGGCUGCAGAGGACGGACAGCGGCUGGACCGUCCAGACUGAGUCCGGGCCGAUCUCCGCGGACCACAUCGUCUCUGCUCUUCCGGCUCAAGCUCUGGGUUCUGUCCUCCCCUCCUCCUGCUCUGCUCUGGCGUCUCUUCUGGAGCAGGUUUCUUGUGUGACGGUGGCAGUGGUCAGUCUGGAGUACAGCAGUGCAGUGUUACCAGUGCAGGGCUUCGGUCACCUGCUGCCCGCCUCAGAGGACCCCGCGGUGCUGGGAGUGGUCUACGACUCUGUGUUCUUCCCUCAACACAACAGCCCUGAGGGAGACAGCACCCGGCUCACUGUGAUGAUGGGCGGGGCCUGGUUCCAGCAGGUCUUUGGUGACCCGGACCAUGUGAGCACAGAUCUGCUGCUGUCCAGAGCUGUGUCUGCUGUGACCACACACCUGGGAGUCAAACAGCUCCCCGUGUGGAGCAACGUGGCACUGCACCGGGACUGUAUUCCUCAGUACUACUUGGGACACGCUCAGAGAGUGGAGCUGAUGCGCAGCUGGAUCCGAGACGCAGACCUGCCGCUGUCAUUGGUCGGAUCCUCCUACGACGGCGUCUCUGUCAAUGAUGUCAUCUUUAGUGGACGCACAGCCGCAGAGUCACUGCUGCAAACGUGA